Drosophila subpulchrella is the source of this 3638-nucleotide messenger RNA. It is a transcript of the gene Cdc27, whose product is annotated as cell division cycle protein 27 homolog. Lineage: Eukaryota; Metazoa; Arthropoda; Insecta; Diptera; Drosophilidae. The record is from RefSeq and is a predicted model, not a curated record. Gene Ontology annotation, biological process: cell division. The coding region runs from base 637 to 3348 and encodes 903 amino acids. The transcript is spliced from 3 exons. Gene Ontology annotation, molecular function: protein binding.
UUGGCAGGGUCGCGUGCAAUCGAUACUUUGACAGCUCUCACAUAUUUUAGUUUUGGUUUUUAAAAUAAAAUGAAAUGCAACGCGAAUGCAGCGUGUUUUAAGUAGCUAAAAUGUGGCAAAGGUGUAGUCCAGUGUCGGCGCGAAUCACAGAUCUGGAAAGUGUGCGUCUAUAACGAAAGCGAAGCCCCGAAAACGAGCGUUGAAAACCGACCCCCAGUCCGCAGUGUGUGUGUACAGAGGGCGAAGCGAAGCGAAGGCGAAGGCUCGACUCAAACCAAUUGCAAUAUCAAAAAGAGGUGGAAGUGGAAGUGGAAAACGAAAAGGAGUGGAGUGGUCAGGGAGCGAGAGACACCGCCAUCGCCAUCGCCGCUUGCAGCAGCACCCCGCCGCAUCCGCAAUCGGGUUACAUACAACAUCCAUAAUAUAGCACACCACACUUUUACUUUUCCGAUCCGAUAUUGUUGGGGAAAAUUUGCCAAAAAAGAAAAAAGAGAAGCGUGUGCGGUUGGCGACAUGAUAAUUUGUUUGAUUUAUACACACUGCAUGUUUAAAUUAUUGUAAAGCCAAGAAUUAUAGUCAAGCCACAAGAGCGUGUAUCUAUAGAGCCCCCUAGAAAGUCGCCCAGACCUCUCAGACAUGAUGAUUCAAGAGCCCGUGCAGGCCGCCAUAUGGCACUGCCUCAACUACUACGACUUCAAGGAUGCUGUUUUCCUAGCGGAGCGCCUGUGCUCAGAAGUUGAGAGCGACGAGACGAUAUUCCUGCUGGCCACCAGCUACUUCCGCUCCAAUCAGGUGCACCAGGCCUACUGGCUGCUCAAGGAGAAGACGCGCCGUUCGCCUCAGUGCCGCUUCCUGCAGGCCAAGUGCGCCUACGAGCUAAAGAAGUAUGCCGAGGCGGAGAGUGCCCUGAUCUCGACCGGAUUCGCGGACGCCAAAAACUGCGAUGAGCUGCAGCGAGACUUCGGGGAUCUGGCCUGCUUCGCCUACCAGCUGAUGGCCCAGAUCUGCGUGCGGACCGAGCGCAAUAAGCUGGCCAUCACUGCUCUGCGGCGGGCCCUCAAGCUGAACCCCUUCAUGUGGCACGCCUUCGCGGAUCUGUGCCUGCUGGGCCAGGACACAGAUGCGGCGGCCAUAUUCCAGAUCCACAGCACAGAUGUGUUCAACACCUGCCAGGGCAGCACCGCCAACGCCAAUGCCAUGGUGCUAUUCGGCGCCGAGCAGCAGAGCCAGCACCAGCAGGAGCGCCAGUCCUUGAUUACCAACCUAAGCAAUAUCUCCAACUACAUUCUGACCACGCCCGUGGAUCAGCAGCAACAGAACCAGCAGCAGGUGCAGCAGGCCAACCAGAAUCAGAACCACAACAGCAACCUGGUGACGCCCAUCAACAACAACAAUAAUAACAACAAUCUCAACAGCUCGAUCAGCAUGCUGCGCGGCGGUCUGGUGCAGAACUCCAGCAUGCUGGCGAUGCUAGAGGACACGCCCAUGAGCUAUCCGCAGGACACGGCCGGCCAGCAUCAGCAGCACCAGCAGCUGUACGACAUGAGCAGCGGCACCCCCUUCCGCAAGCAGUUCAAAUACCUUUCGGCCAUUUCACCGCCAACUCCCAGCUUCGGCAUCAUGCCGCUGACUAGUCCCUGCACCGGCAACGAUGGCUCCUUCAUCGGCAACCACACGCCCGUAAUGAACAGCUACUCGCCAAUGCCACAGAUGCUGGUCGAGGUCAACCAGGAACCCAAGAUGAUGGGCAAGAAGCUGAAGACCCACGUCGGAGGGCUCAUCAACCGCAAGGAGGGCAGUCUCAACAAACCCGCCGUCUUCACCCAAGCCGGAAACAUAACGCCCCGCACUCCUAACAACAAUAAUGUGGGCAACAAUGGCAACCUGAAUGUGCCGCCCAACCCGAAUGCUGCAGUGCGUCGCAGCUCACGUCUGUUUAGCAACUCCUAUUCGGUGAAGGAGAACAAUAAAUCGCCCAAUAUAGCCAACAAGUUCGUGCAGCCUCGCUCACCGCCGCGGAAAACCAAGUCACGGAUGACCAAGAUCUGCCUAAAUAACGAACUGAUCGAGGAGAAGUCCCACCACCUGUCGGAGAAGCGAAAGGAGAAGGUGGAGACCAUCACUUCCUCGGGGGCCAAUAACAACAGCGGCGGUCGCAGUGCCGCCGAGGAGGCGAAGGUUCUGUUGAACAACAGCUUGAAUAACGCCCAGACGAUGGCCCACCAGCUGAUGGGACUGAAGAAACAGUCGGCCGAUGGACUGAUGGCCCUGCUGCGGGAUUUAGCCGAAGCCUAUCAGCUGCUGUCUAACUUUCAGUGCAAGGCGGCCGUAAAACAGCUGGAGACGACGAUACCAAAGCACCAACUGAACUCCAGCUGGGUGCAGUCGCUGAUCGGACUAGCCAGGUACGAGAUGCGCGACUACGAAGCCGCGGUGGCGAUCUUCGAGAGCAUCCACAAGGCGGAGCCCUGUCGCCUGGACUACAUGGAGAUCUACUCCUCCUCCCUGUGGCACCUGCAGCGGGAGGUAGAGCUCUCUGCUUUAGCCCAGGAUCUGAUUAACCAGGACAAGACCAGCCCGGUGACCUGGUGUGUGUCCGGGAACUGCUUCUCCCUGCAAAAGGAGCACGAGACAGCCAUUAAGUUCUUCAAACGGGCUGUCCAGGUGGAUCCCGACUUUGUCUACAGCUACACACUGCUGGGCCACGAGCUCGUGCUCACCGAGGAGUUUGACAAGGCAAUGGACUACUUCCGGGCCGCGGUGGUCAGAGAUCCGCGGCAUUACAACGCCUGGUUCGGCAUCGGCACCAUCUACUCGAAGCAGGAGAAGUACGAACUGGCCGAAAUCCACUACGUGAAGGCUUUGAAAAUCAAUCCGCAAAAUUCGGUUAUCCUGGUGCAUAUCGGCGCAAUGCAGUUCUACAUGAAAAAGAAGGAUCUUUCGCUGCAGACGCUGAAUACAGCCGCCACGCUGGACCCCAAGAAUCCGCUGACCCGUUUCCAUCGCGGCUCCAUCUACUUCUCCCUGGGCAAGUACCAGGAGGCGCUGCGCGAGCUGGAGGAGCUUAAGGAGGUGGUGCCAAAGGAGUCGGUGGUGUUCUAUCUUAUCGGCAAGAUCCACAAGACGCUCGGCAACAUGGAUCUGGCGCUGAUGCACUUCAGCUGGGCCACCGACCUGGAUCCCAAGGGUGCCAACAAUCAAAUCAAAGAUGCCUUCGACUCCAUGGCCCAUCCCAGCUGCUGUCCGGCCAACACUACCGCCCUCGACGUUGAUCUGGAGCCCGCCUCGGAACGUUCCGAUGACUCCACGCAAGCGCAGCAGGACGGCAGCUACGACAGCGACUACUAGGGAGCUGCCACUCCAAAUUCACGCGGUUGUAUAUACGUUAAACAAAAACACAGUAAACACAGCAAAGAAAUGCAUAGAAACAGAUACAAAAACCAGAUCGAUUGCUGCUGUAUUGUCGUCGAGGAAAGCAAACCAAUUAUGAAGUAUAAUAAAGUCUAGAUAACGUUUAGCAUUAGUAAUUUAAAAUAUACAACAAAGUAAAUGGUUUAAACAAAAUUGUGCACUCUGAAAGUCUAAGGCAAAAUAACAAAACAAAACAAAAAACAAAUUAAAUACCACUUAAAAAUAUA